UGUGACAUCUUUUAAAAUGGCAACUCUCUUUUUGACGGAAAUUACAGACGGCUACACAAACACCGCGAGCUAAACUGCGUACGAAUAAAACCGAACAAUCUGGAAAAUUACGCUUCCUAAGGCAAUGGCAGCGUCUUCGUCGUCCUCGUCUGCGGGAGGUGUGAGCGGUAGCUCGGUAACAGGCUCUGGAUUCAGCGCUUCAGAGCUCAUCCCUCCCAGGAAAGUUCUCUACACUUAUCCGAAAGGAGCUGGGGAAAUGAUGGAAGAUGGCUCUGACAGAUUUUUAUGCGAGUCUGUGUUCAGCUACCAAGUUGCCUCCACGCUAAAGCAGGUUAAGCAAGAUCAACAAGCAUCUAGAAUGGAGAAACUUGCGAGCCUUGUGGAAGAGCUGGAAGCAGACGAAUGGCGCUACAAACCAAUAGAGCAACUACUGGGAUUCACACCGUCCUAGUCAAAGUCAUUCAGAUGCCUUUUGUGGAAUAAAUCAGCCAAACAGAAUGAAGACAAUAGGAAAUGUUUUAUUCUGUCUCACAUGUGAUACUUUUUGGAUGUAAGAGUUUACACUGUAACAUAGAACUAAAAGUUAUUUCAACAUGUUGAACGUAAGAUUUUUUUUUUUUGUAUAUUUUGCACAAUUUUGUGUUUACCUUUUUUAAACCUAUUUCCUAUCAUGUGUACCACCUAAACUAAAAUACCUUCCAGCUUAAUCUUACAACUACUCAACUUGUAAUAUUAUUUAACAGUCAUAAUAUGUCUUUCAUCUCAUUCAGACUAAUAAAACGGAUUCUUGACA
Molecule: messenger RNA, 793 nt
Organism: Poecilia latipinna (sailfin molly)
Lineage: Eukaryota; Metazoa; Chordata; Actinopteri; Cyprinodontiformes; Poeciliidae
Gene: anapc16
Product: anaphase promoting complex subunit 16
Exons: 4
Coding region: 125-451 (108 amino acids)
Biological process (GO): protein ubiquitination
Cellular component (GO): kinetochore; anaphase-promoting complex; cytosol
Source: RefSeq, a predicted model, not a curated record